This is a messenger RNA of Scheffersomyces amazonensis, 357 nucleotides long. It is a transcript of the gene TTR1, whose product is annotated as dithiol glutaredoxin. Gene Ontology annotation, molecular function: glutathione disulfide oxidoreductase activity. The coding region runs from base 1 to 357 and encodes 118 amino acids. Gene Ontology annotation, biological process: cellular response to oxidative stress. Gene Ontology annotation, cellular component: nucleus; cytoplasm. The transcript is spliced from 2 exons. Lineage: Eukaryota; Fungi; Ascomycota; Pichiomycetes; Serinales; Debaryomycetaceae. The record is from RefSeq and is a predicted model, not a curated record.
AUGUUAAGUACUGUAUUUAGACGAUAUAUAACUACUUCAAGAAUGGUAUCCCAACAAGCUACUGAAAGAGUUAAAGUUUUAAUUAACUCCAAGCCAAUUUUUAUUGCUUCUAAGACUUAUUGUCCUUACUGUAAAGCUACUAAAAGUACUAUUGGUGAAAUUACUAAGGAUGCUUAUAUUUUAGAAUUAGAUGAAUUAGAUGAUGGUGAAGAAAUUCAAGCUGCUUUAUUAGAAUUAACCGGUCAAAGAACUGUCCCAAAUGUCUUCAUCAAUGGUGAACACAUUGGUGGUAAUUCCGAUGUCCAAGCCUUAAAAUCGUCUGACAAAUUAAUUCCAAAGAUUAAGGCCGCUUUAUAA